This is a messenger RNA of Choloepus didactylus (southern two-toed sloth), 1017 nucleotides long. Its product is annotated as olfactory receptor 2D2-like. Bases 1 to 1017 code for a protein of 338 amino acids. Gene Ontology annotation, biological process: G protein-coupled receptor signaling pathway. Lineage: Eukaryota; Metazoa; Chordata; Mammalia; Pilosa; Megalonychidae. Gene Ontology annotation, cellular component: membrane. The record is from RefSeq and is a predicted model, not a curated record. Gene Ontology annotation, molecular function: olfactory receptor activity; G protein-coupled receptor activity. The transcript has 2 exons.
AUGAGACUGACAAAUGAGACGGAGGUGACAGAAUUCCUCCUUCUGGGACUCUCUGAUGACCUACAUCACCAGCAGUUGCUCUUUGUGUUGUUCCUGGGUGUCUACUUGAUCACUGUGCUUGGAAAUCUGCUUCUCAUGUCCCUUGUUCAGGUUGACUCCCGACUUCACACACCCAUGUAUUUUUUUCUCUGCAACUUGUCUCUGGCUGACCUCUGUUUCUCUACCAACAUCAUUCCUCAGGCCCUAGUUCACCUGCUCUCCAGGAAGAAGUUCAUUUCAUUCACACGUUGUGCAGCUCAGCUUCUACUCUUCCUCAUUUUUGGGGGUACACAGUGUGCCCUUCUAGCAGUGAUGUCCUAUGACCGGUUUGUGGCCAUCUGCAACCCUUUGCAUUAUCCUAGUAUCAUGACCUGGAGGAUGUGUGUCCAGCUAGCCACAGGAUCAUGGACCAGCGGUAUUCUGGUAGCUGUGGUAGAUACCAGCUUCACACUGAGGCUGCCCUACCAAGGCAGCAAUGGCAUCGCUCAUUUCUUUUGUGAGGCACCUGCAAUGCUGAUCCUGGCAUCCACAGACACCCGUACUUCAGAGACAGCCAUUUUCCUCAUGGGGGUUGUGAUUCUCCUUGUACCUGUUUCCCUAAUUCUGGUAUCCUAUGGCCACGUCAUAGUGACUGUGGUGAGGAUGAAGUCAGCUGCAAGGAGCCUCAAGGCAUUCUCUACCUGUGUCUCCCACCUCAUUGUGGUCGUUCUUUUUUAUGGGUCAGCAAUUGUCACCUAUAUGACACCCAAGUCUUCCAAACAGGAGGCAAAACUAUUGUCUGUGUUCUAUGCAGUGAUGACUCCCAUGCUUAAUCCUCUCAUCUACAGCCUGAGAAACAAGGAUAUGAGGGGAGCUCUGAGGAAAGUAGCCACAGGGAAUUUUUCUUCUAGACCUAUUUUGCUGAGAAUUUUUUAUCAGGAAUGGAUAUUCACUUUUGUCAAAAGCUUUCUUUCUGCAUUUGUUGAGCUAAUCACCUGA